GAGUGACUCAGGCCCCGCGACCGAGCAGCUAGCGCGUCCACACGACUAAGGGAGGGAAACAUCGAAUCCUCCCUACGAAUGUGCCUUUAAUUUACCUCUUCUGUUCUUUUAUCUCUUGAUUAUUUUGGCUAGAAUUGCCCUGUAGCUUGUUCAGCGCUCUUGGUUGGAUUUUUGCGCCGUUUGGAAGUCCAGGUUGUUACAAGGGUUGCGGCGAAAAUUGGUCUUUCCGGUUAUACCGAGUUAACUGCCUUGGCACAAAAGAGCUUGCACCCAUGGGUAAUCUGCUUCGACUGCUAAGUAGAGAUGAUCCUGGUACUGGGAAAGUGGACAUCUUCCUGGAUUUUGAAAAUGCUCAGCCCACUGAAACAGAAAGAGAGGUGUACGAGGUUGUUAAAGGAGUGCUAGAUAGUGCUGAUAGGAUGCUGGAAGAGCUUCGUUCAUAUCCUGGAGCCAGUCAAGCCAUCAGAGAAGCAAUAUCAAAUCCUAUGAAUGAAGACUUACAAGAAAUUGCAUGGAGAGAAGUUGUGCCUCUGGUUGGGAAACUCAAAACAUUUUACGAGUAUGCAACUGAACUAGAAUCAGUACUCCCUCAGUUGCUCCACGCACUAUGUGCAGGUCCAGAUACACCCAUCGAACACCUGGAGAAACAUCAGGCCUUAGCCAAGCAGUUUGCGGAGAUACUUCACUUUACAUUAAAGUUUGACGAUUUAAAGAUGACCAAUCCGAAUAUCCAAAAUGACUUCAGUUACUAUAGAAGGACACUAAGUAGACGGAAAAUGGCAAACUCAGAUGACGAUGAAGUGGUGGUGUCCAAUGAAAUGGCCAAUCGAAUGUCUCUUUUUUACGCAUACCCCACACCACUACUGAAAAUAUUAAGUGAUGCAACCACAAAGUUUGUUUCUGAGAACAAAAGUCUUCCUAUAGAAAAUACUACAGAUUGUCUAAGUACAUUAGCAAAUCUUUGCAGGACAAUGAUAGAGAAUGAAAAUAUUUCUUCAAGAUUUCAAAAUGAAGAAGAGACCAUCCUCUUUUGUCUCAGAGUAAUGGUGGGUGUGAUUAUCUUGUAUGACCAUGUCCAUCCUGUUGGAGCUUUUGCAAAGACGUCUAAUAUUGAUAUAAAAUCUUCCAUAAAAGUCCUCAGGGAUCAGCCUCAAGGAACUGUGGAUGGUCUUUUAAAUGCUUUGAGGUACACAACGAAACAUUUAAAUGAUGAGACUACUCCUAAGAACAUUCGCGCCCUCCUACAAUAAGCAUAAUCUUUGUAAAAAUCAUCUUUCUAUUUAUCAUCAAUCAAUCAUCCUAAGUGUCUAUCAUUUGAAAGGUAUUGUUUUCUAAAUCUAACAAAUCAUCCAGAUUGUUUUCUAAGCAUUUGACCAAUGACAAAUACCUCAAAGAGUGUUGUAAUAAUCAUAUGGAUAUCACCAAGAAUUAAUAGGAUUUGAAAUAUCCUAUUUACACCCAUUCUAUUUUGCAAAAAAAAGAUAAAUAUCUAUUAGAAUUCCCUAGUGUUAUUAUAAUGAGCAAUAGUUCAAUACAAUUGUGAAGUGGACCAGGUACAGUACAACUGAGGAUUUCCUAUAUCCAGAACUGUUUAUUAUGUAGUUUGUAUGGUGUUUCUCGUGCUUUGUACUGAAUUAGAUUACAUUUUGCUGAGACACUAUUUGCUUUUUUAGCGUAUGUCUGAUAUUUUUUAUAUAAAUUUUUUUUUUGGAAAAUUGUCUUGAUCUUCUUCAUUAGCAAUUGGGCUAAUGUAAUUUCUGUAGAAUGUUGUUUAUUUUAGCAAAGACAAAUAAAUAAAACCAAAAAUCAGUGUA
Molecule: messenger RNA, 1814 nt
Organism: Nematostella vectensis (starlet sea anemone)
Lineage: Eukaryota; Metazoa; Cnidaria; Anthozoa; Actiniaria; Edwardsiidae
Product: CYFIP-related Rac1 interactor B
Exons: 12
Coding region: 273-1250 (325 amino acids)
Biological process (GO): regulation of actin filament polymerization
Molecular function (GO): small GTPase binding
Source: RefSeq, a predicted model, not a curated record